AUGUCAAAAAGAUCAAAUCACUCGCGUUCAUCUUCAAAGGAUCCGAAUUCAUUACAACAAAUAUUUAAGAGUCCUGUUAUUAGAACUCCUCUUUCAGAUAUCUCAAAUGCUAAUUCACCUGCUGAAAGGCUUAAGCUUCGAAAGAUAAUACUUGAUAACAAGAGAUCAAAGAAAUCGUCAUCAUCAACAAAUGUUCGAAACAUAUUGUGUGAGAACAUAAGUUCGCUGCAGUCUUCUAAUAAUAACAAGAGAUCAAAGAAAUCGUCAUCAUCAAUAAAUGUUCCUAACAUAUUGUCUGAGAACAUAAAUUCGCUGCAGUCUUCUAAUAAUACUCACCGGAACAUGUACUCCAUUGGUCCUCAUACAAGUAUAAAUGAGACAAGUUCAUUAGUUUCAACCAUAACAGAUAACUCCAGCAAAUCUACACCGUCAGAUGAUAAUCUUCGAUAUUCCAUUUCUCCUCGCAUUAAUAUUAGUAACAAUCAAGUGGUAUUUGGUUCUACGUCUACAAUUACAAAGUUGUCUUCUGGUAAACGUAAGCUCGAGCAUAAGAAACGUGACACUACUCCUAUACCUAUGGUCAAUUUGGAUUCCGAUGAUGAUGAUGUUUUAGUCAGAGUGGAGGACCCUUAUAAGGGGGUAUCUAAAGAUUAUUUGGACCAUGGUGACCAAGUUCUUACAUGCGAAAUCUGUAGUGCAAAGUUAUGGACAUCAAAAGGUGGAAAAGGUCGAAUAACUAUGAAUAAGAUGUGUUAUAGUAUGUGUUGUGGGUAUGGUAAAGUUGAGCUACCGCCUUUAAAGGAUGCGCAUACGUCUUAUCAACUUUUGUUUUCUUCCUCAAAUGAAAAAAGCAAGUUUUUCCAGAAGAAUAUAAGACGAUACAACUCUAUGUUCUCUUUUACAUCUAUGGGUGGAAAGGUUGAUUCUGCUAUUAACAAGGGCCAUGCUCCGUUUAUUUAUCGUAUCAGUGGGCAAAACUAUCAUUGCAUCGGUAGUCUUAAACCUUCUAAUGGAAAUCAACCUCAGUUUUGUCAGCUAUACAUAUAUGACACUGAAAAUGAAAUAACAAACAGACAGGCAUUAUUCGGGAAAACAAGCAAACCUUCGUCCUCUAAUGAUAAAGAGAUUGAUGUUGAAAUGAUACAUUAUUUGAGGGAUUUAUUAGAUUCAGAAAAUAUGUUGGUUAAGACAUAUAGAAUGGUCAGAGACCAUUUUCACGAAUCCCCAGAGGCCAACCUUAAACUUCGUCUUAUGUAUAAAAGAGAAAAAGAUGGCAGAACAUAUAGCUUACCAACCACGUCGGAAGUUGCUGCUUUGGUUGUUGGAGACAUAGAUAAAGCUAUAGACCAUCGUGAUAUUCUUGUCGAGACUCAGUCUGGAAUGUUGCAGCGUAUUAGCGAAUUACAUCCAUCAUAUCUUGCUCUGCAAUAUCCGUUGCUUUUCCCAUAUGGUGAUGAUGGAUAUAGAAUUGAUAUUCCCCAUAGAGAUUUAAUUGCGACUCAAAAGAAAAUAAAGCCAAAGUGCACGAUGAGAGAAUUUUUUUCAUAUAGGAUCCAAGAUAGAAAUUAUGGUUUUUCCUUAAUUCUUAACGGAAGAAGGUUGUUACAACAGUUUUUGGUUGACGCAUAUACGAUGAUCGAGAGCGAGAGACUACAUUACAUUAGAAGACAACAAACAAAACUUCGAUCUGAAACAUUUGAAAAUCUUAAGAAGCAUAAAGAUAAAGGUAAACAAACUUUAAAAGACACUGGAAAGCCUGUUAUACUACCUUCUUUAUUUACUGGUGGUGCAAGAUUCAUGCAACAAAACUACCUCGAUGCAAUGGCCUUAUGUAAGUCUUACGGGUACCCAGAUUUCUUCAUAACUAUAACUUGUAAUCCUAAGUGGCCAGAAGUAAAACGAUUUCUAAAAGAUUCCACCAUCAAAGCUGAGGACAGGCCUGACAUACUGUGUCGAUUGUUUAAAAUGAAGUUUGAUUCAAUAAUCAAAGAUUUGAAGGAUUCUAAUUACCUCGGUGAGAUUAAUGUUGUUGUUUAUACGGUAGAAUUCCAGAAGCGUGGUCUUCCUCAUGCACAUAUAUGCUUAUUUAUGAAUGUCGAUCACAAACUUCCUACUGUAGAUCACAUAGAUCCAUUUAUAUCGGCUGAGAUUCCUGAUAAAAAUCAAGAUCCCGAACUUUAUUCUUUGGUAAGUGAUUAUAUGAUUCACGGUCCAUGUGGAAAUGCUAAUUUGAAGUGUCCUUGCAUGGUUGAUAAAAGAUGUUCAAAAAAUUUUCCAAAGAAAUUUUCAUCACAUACAACUGUUGAUUCAAAUGGUUUCCCUGUAUACCGAAGACGAGAUUCCGGCCACACAGUUAUAAAAUCUGGUGUUAGAUUGGACAACAGAAGCGUUGUUCCAUAUAACAAAAGGCUUCUAAAAAGAUAUCAAGCACACAUCAAUGUAGAAUGGUGUAAUCAAUCUGGUUCAGUUAAAUAUUUGUUCAAGUAUAUUAAUAAAGGCCCUGAUAUGGCUACUGCUGUUGUUUCUGGUGUUUCAAAUCCAAGCAUUAAGGAUAAACCAAGAGAUGAGAUCAAGGAAUAUUAUGAUUGUAGAUAUAUUUCAGCUUGUGAGGAAUCAUGGAGAAUAUUCUCAAACGAGGUUCAUUAUAGGUAUCCUGUAGUUAUGAGGCUUCCCUUUCAUAUGCCGGGUCAACAGAAUGUUGUUUAUGGUGCGGAUGACGAUAUUGAUAAUGUGUUAAGCAAGCCUUCAGUUGCUUCUUCAAUAUUUGUUGAAUGGAUGAAAUUAAACGAGUCAAAUGAAAAUGCUAGAAAGUUGACUUAUGUGGAGUUUCCAUCAAAAUUUGUUUGGAAACUUCAAGAUAGAUGUUGGCAGGUACGUAAGACGUACCAAACUGUUGGCUGUAUACAUUCUGUGUCUCCUGCGUUAGGCGAACCUUAUUUUUUGAGGAUACUUCUGAAUAAAGUUAGAGAGCCCAGAUCCUUCGAGGAAAUACGUACUGUUAACGGUCAGUUAUUCCCGACUUUUAGAGAUGCUUGCUACGCAAUGGGGCUGUUAGAUGAUGACAAUGAGUACGUUGAGGCCAUUAAAGAAGCAAGUUUUGAAGGACAUGCUGGGUAUCUCCGAGCGUUAUUUGCUACAUUGUUGUUGUCAAAUACACUUUCACGUCCAGAGUUUGUGUGGGAGAACACGUGGAAAUACUUAGCAGAUGAUAUUUUAUACAGACGUCAAAAAGAAACAAAUAUUUCAGGUUUAGUGCUUCCUGAACAUCAAGUUAAAAACCUUACUUUGUUGGAAAUUGAAAAAUAUUUAGUUUCGAAUGGUUCGUCGUUACGAGGUUUUAACACGAUGCCUUUUCCUGAUGAUGAUUCAUUACGUGAUGCUACUAAUCGUCUAAUCAAUGAAGAGCUAUCACAUGACGUAGAUGAAGUACAAACUGAGUUUAAUAAGUUGCAUCAAUGUCUGACAGAUGAACAACGAGCUGUUUUUGACGAAAUAAUGGCAGCAGUUGCAAGCCGUAAAGGAGGGUUAUUUUUUGUCUAUGGGUACGGUGGAACUGGAAAAACUUUCUUAUGGAAGACUUUGGCUUCUGCAGUUCGAUGUAGAGAAACUCAAUUGAUCAUAUGGGACGAAGCACCGAUGGUCCAUAAACAUGCAUUUGAAGCUUUAGAUAGGACUAUGUCUGACGUGUUUACUGAUGGUAGGAGUAUUCGAUCUGAUGUUCCGUUUGGAGGGAAAGUUUUUGUAUUCGGCGAUGACUUUAGACAAAUCUUGCCAGUUAUUCCUAAUGGUACUAGACAACAAAUAGUUUGUGCCUCUUUAAGCUCUUCAUAUAUAUGGUCAAAGUGCAAACUGUUAAGGUUGACUAAAAACAUGCGCCUAACAAUUGGAGCUGAUAGUUCUGAUAUGGACUCUAUUAGGGAUUUUGCGAAAUGGCUGCUUGAUAUUGGGGAAGGUAAGUUGGGAGAUGAUAACGAUGGUGAAGCAAUUAUUGAGAUACCUGAUGAUCUAUUAAUCACCGAUAGUUCUGAUCCAAUACAAAGCUUAAUUGACUUCGUCUACCCUUCAAUUAUGGAACAAUUUCGGAAUCCUGGUGAUGCUAAAGAGUAUUUGAGUUCCGAUAGCAUAUGUCAAACUGAACAAAUGCUUGAUUCAUUUCAAGAAGGUUUAUACUCAACAGAAAAUUUGAAUGCUCUUAAGAUUUUUGGGUUGCCUAAUCAUAGAUUAGUUCUUAAAGUUGGUGUUCCUGUCAUGCUUCUUCGCAACAUCGAUCAACAGAAAGGUUUAUGUCACGGUACAAGGCUAAAAAUUACUUUUCUAGGCAAACGAGUAAUAGAAGCUGAAGUAAUAUCUAGCGGUAAUAUCGGCACAAGAGUUUUCAUUCCAAGGCUCAAUAUGAUUCCGUCUGACAAAAAAAUACCAUUUGAAUUUCAAAGAAGACAAUUUCCUCUAUCAUUUUGUUUUGCCAUGACAAUUAACAAGAGUCAAGGUCAAUCCUUAUCAAAAGUUGGUCUUUAUUUGAAAGAUCCGGUGUUCACUCAUGGUCAGUUGUAUGUGGCAUUAUCAAGGGUCAAGACCAGAGAAGGAGUUAAAAUAUUGAUAUUCGAUGCUGAUGGAAAACCAACAAAUAAGACGUCCAAUGUGGUCUAUAAAGAAGUCUUUGGUAGCUUAUAA
Molecule: messenger RNA, 4671 nt
Organism: Helianthus annuus (common sunflower)
Lineage: Eukaryota; Viridiplantae; Streptophyta; Magnoliopsida; Asterales; Asteraceae
Exons: 10
Coding region: 1-4671 (1556 amino acids)
Biological process (GO): DNA repair; telomere maintenance
Molecular function (GO): DNA helicase activity
Source: RefSeq, a predicted model, not a curated record